Molecule: messenger RNA, 1259 nt
Organism: Procambarus clarkii (red swamp crayfish)
Lineage: Eukaryota; Metazoa; Arthropoda; Malacostraca; Decapoda; Cambaridae
Product: histone-lysine N-methyltransferase SETD1B-A
Source: RefSeq, a predicted model, not a curated record
CUGUCAAUUACGACACCGUCACGCCAGAACUCCAUCAUGAGGUACAGCUUCGUGCUGUUGGGUCUCCUGGCCGUCUUGUGUGCCACUUCAGAAGCUGAACAGCAAAAGAACAACAGCGGCCAGCCACAUGUGAUCAUAUACGAAGGAUUUCACAAUAGCAGCGAAGAGAGCAGUGACGAAAGCAGUGAGAGCAGUUCAGAGAGCAGUGAAGAGGGCACUGAACAGGACACUGUAGAGUACAGUGAAGACUAUGAGGAGGAAGAAAGGCAAUUCAUGAAGGGUAAAAAACGAUUUAAGCCUAAUAAUACCAGACCCUCCCGUCGCCGGCGCACCACCACCACUACCACUACCUCCACUAUUGCGUCCAGCGUCGCACAAUGACAAUAGAACGCCAGAUGAAACCUUAAUGCAUGCCAGAUAAUUUCAACAAAUGCAGCAAAGAUAGGUGCAAACAAAAACAAAUGGGGCUUGUGCUUCCGAACCCAUUAUGUGCCUCUGUAACCCUUUCCACUACCGCCCACAAGAUGGGUAUGGGGUGCAUAAUAAAUGAACUAAACUAAACUAACUAGCUUCCACAAAAUCACAAAUCACCAUAGACUGACCAAAGUCCAAAAAAACAAAAAAAAAAACUUUAACUUAUAUCAACUUUAAUAAUGGAAGCACAAGAACGUGAAUAAAGAACACCGAACGCUAAAAAUUUAAUUUUAUUUCACACAGAUUUUAUACGAAAGUUAUUAUCAUUGGCAAAAUUUACAUUCCAGUUAAUGUUACAAGCUACUUCAGACAUAAAUUGUGAUGGGUUAUUUAAGGACUAUAGAGCACUGCAUAACAUCAAGAAGAACAAAAAUAGGGAACAAGAACUGCCUGUUCUUGAACCAGAGAAACAAUGCCAAAAACCAGUUCAUCAUAAUACUAAAAUUAACAAAAUUAAAUAUAAUAUACAAAAUUACUCCUUUUAGGUAUAAAAUUAAUAAAGAUUUAGAUGAGAAUCACAAAACAUAAAUAAUAAAGCAAUAAAUAAAAAAAUGGCCAAAUUAUAACGAAAAAGUAAAAAUAAUAAUAUCUAAAAAAAACAGAAUGGCAAAACAAUAACAAAAAUAGUAAAAACAAUAGAAUACAAGACAUAGAACAACAUCAAAAUAAUAAAAAAAAUAAUAAAACAUAACAAAUAAAACAGUACAACCAUAACUGAAGUAAAAAUAAUUACAAAAGACAAAAUAUAGAACAACGUCAAAGAAAUAACAAUAACAAAAUCAAUA